This is a messenger RNA of Glycine soja, 924 nucleotides long. Its product is annotated as proline-rich protein 3-like. The coding region runs from base 77 to 691 and encodes 204 amino acids. The record is from RefSeq and is a predicted model, not a curated record. The transcript has 2 exons. NCBI's taxonomy places the organism in Eukaryota, Viridiplantae, Streptophyta, Magnoliopsida, Fabales, Fabaceae.
CCCAAGGGAUUCAUGGAAUUGGUACCUCAUCACUACUUCGAAGCAUUUCUAUAUACUAUUACUAAGAAAUUUAUCAAUGGCUUUCCUUCGAUCCACCUUGGCGACCUCAAUGGUUCUUUUAGCAAUGCUAGCCAUUGUCUCCGCAACUGACUAUUAUGGAUAUGGUCCAACACCAAAGCUUGAGAACCCCAAACCCAAAACAGAUUACAAAGUUGACAAACCACACCCCAGAAUACCAGAUUACUAUGCAGUGCCCAAACCAAAAGGAAACGAUGAACUACAUCUGCUUCCCACAAUCAUUGGUGUCCAAGGUGUUGUUUUAUGUAAAUCGGGUUCCAAUUAUUUCCCAAUUCAAGGAGCCGUUGCAAGAGUUACAUGUGGAUGUGAGAAUGAGCUUGGGUACGAGACAGGUCCUAUAUCAGUGUUGAGUCAUGUGACAGAUAGUAAAGGCUAUUUCUUUGCUACAUUGUCACUUGGGGAGCUUGGAUCGAAAUUGAAGAUCACUGAGUGCAAGGCAUACUUGGAGAGUUCUCCAUUGGAGACAUGUAAAGUUCCCACCGAUGUCAACUACGGGAUCAGUGGUGCUCGUCUUUCUUCUUAUCGCCUCCUUGAGAAUAAGAUGAAGUUGUACACUGUGGGACCUUUCUUCUGCACCUCCCAACCUGCUAAACCACUCCCUAACGGUUAUUAAUUAAUGAAGCCACCUUCUAUAUGACGUCCGUUGAAAUGGCUGCAAAGUGGAAAUCAUCAUUUUUUUUUUAUAUUCAAUUUCUAUUUUUGUGUUUUUUUUUUGUCUGAUGUUUUGUUAAGUGUUGGUUUCAUAUGUAAUUCAUUGGUAGGGGGAAUUGAUUAAGCCUCCUUGCCCUUUAAGAGAUUUAUGUUAAGUUUUAAUAUGUUAUGAUAUUGGUUCCUAAACCAAAAUAA